Messenger RNA from Spizellomyces punctatus DAOM BR117, 688 nucleotides. RefSeq lists its product as uncharacterized. The record is from RefSeq and is a predicted model, not a curated record. The coding region runs from base 91 to 663 and encodes 190 amino acids. Lineage: Eukaryota; Fungi; Chytridiomycota; Chytridiomycetes; Spizellomycetales; Spizellomycetaceae. The transcript has 2 exons.
GGAGGUCCUCCGUCGUUCUCCUCGCUCAUUGUUCAAACGAUCAGAAUCGAGAUUUCAAGGCUUUCUCCAGCAGGAUAAAACGAAGAAAUCAUGUUCAUCUUUGACGCUUGGUCACGGCACCGCGAACUCAAACGCCUAUCUAAAUACGCAAACCGACGACAAACAGCGUCCAGUCCCAAGAGUUCCACCGUAGGAACCAUCACUCUUCCCAGAAUUCCCAAAGCCAGCUACGACUGGGACUCACCCGAUACCAAAGCCCGUCAUGCGGCAGAAUACCACUUUGAGGUUGAAAAAACGAUACGAGAACAGCGACAGCGUGCGCAAAUCAUGCAGGAAAACUACAAGAGACCGAAAGAAGGUGUCUUGGUGGUUCUUGCGACCGACGAAGGUCAGCAAGGUACGACUGGUAGAAUUUGCGCUGAGCCAGAACAAUAUGCCACGACGGGGCGACGUCCAGUGAGCCAGUACCCGGCAAGAUAUGCUUCCAUGGAUGCAAAGAGGCCGAACCUGCAGCAGCAGAUCACACGGUCGAAAACCAUACAGGAAACCAAGAGAAAGUCAUCUUGGUGGGGCAAGCGAAAAAUGGUGGAUCCCCGUACUGUAAGAUCUAGCGAGGAAUACAACAGUCUUGAGCAUGUUCCAACCACUAGAAUGACUGUCUAGAUAAACCCCCCCCCCCCCCCCCCAC